AUGUCGUCCGCAGCCAACGCUUCCGCCCAGGCGAACAGCAGCAGCUGGACCGCCUUCCUCAAGUCCAUUGCCUCCUUCAAUGGCGACCUAUCUUCGCUCACUGCGCCACCCUUUAUCCUCUCUUCUCAGUCUCUUACCGAGUUCUCUGCCUACUGGGCUACGCACCCUCCCGUCCUGACCGCUCCUGCUGCCGAGUCUGAUCCCGCCAAGCGUGCUAUGCUCGUCCUCAAGUGGUUCCUCUCCACUCUCAAACACCAAUACGCCAGCCGAAGUGAGCAGUUUGGAAAUGAAAAGAAGCCUCUGAACCCUUUUCUGGGCGAACUUUUCCUCGGCACCUGGUCCGAUGAAGCUGGCGAGACCACCCUUGUCUCAGAGCAGGUCAGCCACCAUCCUCCUGCCACCGCAUACUGCAUUCGCAACAACAAAACUGGUGUUGAGCUCGAGGGUUAUAACGCCCAGAAAGCCACCUUCAAAAGCACCAUCAUCGUUAAGCAAAUUGGCCAUGCCGUCCUACGAGUCCCUCUUGCCUCGGGUGAGAUCGAAUCCUACCUGAUCACCCUUCCUGGCCUGCACAUUGAGGGUCUGAUUUUCGGUGCUCCCUUUGUUGAGCUUGAUGGCUCGAGUCACAUCACUAGCUCCAGUGGCUUCACUUGUAAGAUUGACUACAGCGGCAAAGGAUGGCUUUCUGGCAAAAAGAACACCAUUGUUGCCAGUGUCUAUCCUACAGGCAAGGAAAAGGACGUUCUCUACAACGUCACCGGCCAGUGGAACAAGUCUUUCGAGGUCUACUCAGGCCCCGCCAAAUCCAACUCCAAGUCUACACUUGUGAGCACAUACGACGCCGUUAACACCGCUCAGACUGAGCUCCGCGUCGCUCCUGUCGAUCAGCAGCAUCCUCUCGAGUCUCGUCGUGCCUGGUCUCGUGUGGCCGAGGCCAUCCAGAAGGGUGACAUGGACACAACUGGCGCUGAAAAGGGCAAGAUUGAGCAUGCCCAGCGCAACAUGCGCACCAAGGAGCGCUCCGAGUGCCGUACUUGGGAUCGACAAUAUUUCACGGCUGUCGAGGGACAAGAUCCCGUCCUUCAGCAACUCGGCAAGGUCGUUGGCGUGCCUACCGAUGGCGAGGCCGAUAAGACUGGUGGCCUCUGGCGAUUCGAUAAGACCAAGGCCGAUGCUCGUGCUGCUAAACAGCUCACUCAGGACGAUAUUGCUCAGAUGGAGAAGGAGCUUCUUGGGUGGUAG
This is a messenger RNA of Fusarium venenatum, 1242 nucleotides long. RefSeq lists its product as uncharacterized. Gene Ontology annotation, cellular component: membrane; intracellular membrane-bounded organelle; cytosol. Lineage: Eukaryota; Fungi; Ascomycota; Sordariomycetes; Hypocreales; Nectriaceae. The record is from RefSeq and is a predicted model, not a curated record. Gene Ontology annotation, molecular function: oxysterol binding.